AAGAACAGGAUAAGGUUGAUGGCACGGAGUACAAGGUACGAAGCAAGGAACAUGCGAAAAACAAGAGAGAGAAAACGAAAUAUUUCAGCCUAUAUGCAUCCCAGCGAACGAGGAGGUAAGAAGAACUCAGGGGAUUGUUUUGUGCUAACAAAAUGCAACUAACCCUCUGCCACCUCCACGUACGCUGCUGGGACGGCGCAGACGACACCAUCCCGUUCGGCCUUCCACCAAUCAGAUUCCACCCGGUCGACGAUGGAAAGAACGUCACCUUCACUGAACGAAAUCUCAUCGGGACUCGAGCCUUUGUACGAGUAAAGGAUUCCAUCUCCACACUCUCCACCUCCCGCACAUCUGCCAGUACCGAGUCGUCUGGGGAGCCGUUCCCACUCCAGCACGUGUCAUCUCGACCGAAAGCAUCUUACAGGCUCGCAGACUUCAUCAUUCAUCAAACACUGGGAACGGGAAGCUUCGGGCGAGUGCAUUUAGUACGGAGUAAACACAAUCUCCGCUUUUAUGCGAUCAAGGUCCUGAGUAAGGACAAGGUCGUCAAAACCAAGCAAGUUGAACAUACGAAUAAUGAAAAGACGAUUCUUGAGGGUGUGCAACAUCCUUUCAUCGUCAAUUUGUGGGGAGCUUUUCAAGAUGCUUCGAAUUUGUACAUGAUCAUGGAUUUCGUGCCUGGUGGUGAGUUGUUCACCCUCCUGCGCCGGUCGGGGAGGUUCCCUGAACCCGUUACCAAAUUUUAUGCGGCGGAAGUCGCUAUGGCACUGAAUUACCUACACCGACUUGAUGUCGUGUACCGCGACCUUAAGCCAGAGAAUAUCCUACUCAACUUCGACGGUCACAUCAAAAUUGCAGACUUUGGUUUCGCAAAGCGUUGCUCUGUCACUACUUGGACGCUCUGUGGCACACCCGACUAUCUGGCUCCUGAGAUUGUGCUUCAGCAGCGGUACACCAGAAGCGUCGAUUGGUACGCCCUGGGAGUGCUCAUCUUUGAGAUGUUGACCGGGUUCCCGCCAUAUUACCAACCCGAUCGUAACACAAAUAUACUUUACGAGCGGAUCCUUCAGGGGCCAAGUUUCAUCCGAUGGCCAGCGUUUCAGCCACAUGCGACAGACAUCAUUCUGAAGUUGAUGGAGAGUGAUGCCGUGAAGCGCUACGGCAAAGUGGACUACGGGGCCGGUGACGUCUUCACUCAUCCGUGGUUCAGCGAAGUAGAUUGGGACCGACUUUACUCUCGGAAAAUAGCAGCCCCGUACCUUCCGAAACUAAAGAGUGAAGGGGACGCAAGCGCAUUUGAACGAUACCCUGAGGAGGAGGUCGCAUCGACCUACGGCAAAGUUUGCCAUGAUCCACACGCACGGGAAUUCCCUGAUUUUGAAUAUACCAGCCCCGAUACUUAUCCGCCAGCAUGCCAGGCCAGCGAGGCUUAUAGAUGUAUCAGUCCUUCUAUUGCUCGCAAGUGA
Molecule: messenger RNA, 1466 nt
Organism: Pisolithus orientalis
Lineage: Eukaryota; Fungi; Basidiomycota; Agaricomycetes; Boletales; Pisolithaceae
Product: kinase-like protein
Exons: 6
Coding region: 153-1466 (437 amino acids)
Biological process (GO): peptidyl-serine phosphorylation
Cellular component (GO): cAMP-dependent protein kinase complex; nucleus
Molecular function (GO): cAMP-dependent protein kinase activity; ATP binding
Source: RefSeq, a predicted model, not a curated record